Molecule: messenger RNA, 4164 nt
Organism: Paramecium tetraurelia
Lineage: Eukaryota; Ciliophora; Oligohymenophorea; Peniculida; Parameciidae
Exons: 3
Biological process (GO): mRNA 3'-end processing
Cellular component (GO): RNA polymerase II, holoenzyme
Molecular function (GO): RNA polymerase II complex binding
Source: RefSeq, a predicted model, not a curated record
AUGCAAGAUUUAGAGAUAUAAGAAAAAGAUGAGGAUGACAGUGAAAUCUAAGUGACUAAAGAUAUUCAGACUAAGAUCACAUUGGAUCACCUUUAAAUGUUAAAAUAACUAUCUAUUGAAAUCAAUGCCUCAGAAAAAGACAAAUAGACUUUGGAGUAGGUGGAGAAGCAAUUAAAUGAAUUUAGAUAAAAAUUAAGAGGCAUGAUUGAACAAAAGAACUUAAAUGAAUAAAUGAGAAAGAAGUUUUAAGCAGAACUAUAAAUGAAUAAGAUUUAUGAUGUUCCUGAAAUCUAAGAAUUAUAGAAAAGACUAGAAUAAUUUUAAGAGGUUGAAAAAAUAAGAACUGCCAAAUCUUAAACACUUUAAUAACUAGAAUAAGCUUUUGAAAAAUCUAAAGAAUUAAAUUUUGAUGAAAAGAUUAUUAAUCAAUUUGAUUAGGAGAUAACUAAAUGUUUAUAGAAGAAGAAAGAAAUUAAAGCUUUGUUAGAUAAUGAAAUAUUUGAUACUGAAUAAUUAGAUUAAGCUAAAUAAUUACUCUAAGAUAUUUCUUAAAGUAAGAUAAUUUAUGAAGAGAAAUAAUUAUUAUAGAGUUUGAAUAAAGCUUGCUAAUUUAUUUAAUAAUUAUAUGAAUUUUAUUAAAAAUAUAAAUCUCCAGAUUAAGAAAUGGAAAUUGAAGAUGAUAAAAAUCCAGAUUUAUAAUUUAAAAUUAAUUAAGUUUGUAAUCCCUUUUAAAUUCUAUUUAAAGAUGAUAAUGAGACUAUCAUACUAGAAUUAGAUAAUAUUUUAAGUAAAUAAUCAAUCAUACUUGAUAAAAGAAUAAAUGCUGUUUUAAAUAAUUAUUAACACUUUCUUUGGGAGAAGCAAGCUAAAAUAUUAUUAUCUCUUUGGUAAUCAAAAUAAGAAAUACAAUCGUCAUUAAUAGAUUAAGUCAUCUCUAAAUCUUAUAAAUUGAAUGAAAGUGACUAAGCCAAUUUAAUUUAAUUUUCAGAAAUGUUUUCUAAUCAAUAAAAAAUAGUUUUUGCAUUAGGUUCUUAAAUUGGAAACUACCUAUUUUAAGUACCACUUCCCCAAGAUUUAGAUGGGUGGUUCUACUUAUAUAGUUAGAUUACUCUUUCUAUAAAAGGAGGAAUCUGGGAUUAAGUUAAAAUAUACAAUGUUUGGGUUACAAUUGUAAAGAAAUAUUUUGAAAUUACUACAACCCCAGAAUUUACUUAUGAAAGUCUGAAGUUGUUAUAAGAUGUUAUUAUUAUGUCUCAUAUACCUAAACAAGCCUUGAUUUGUGUAAGUUUGCUUUAAAAAAUAGCCUGUUUCAAUGCAUUAGUUGAUAAAAUCAAAGAUUACAAUAAUAGAAAAUAGAUAUUCCUAGAAAAGAAGAAGUCAAAAUAAGAUUUGUAAAAAUUUAAACAAUGUUUCACAAUUUUGGAAGCUAGAUUAUUAGAUUAAGAGAUUAAAUCGAUUAAUAUAGCACAUGACUUUAUUUCUAAGGAAUUCUAUUCAGACUUUUAUAAUAUCCAUCAAAUCUAAGAAGAAUUUAGCAAGUGUUCAUGUGAGGACAUUUUAGCACUUACUGCUUUAUAUUAAAGAUUAAUUUAAUCGUUCAUCUAGGAUUAAUAAUUAAUGGAUAAUUUGAAAAUUAAUAUCUAUCUGUUGAAACUAAAAGAAAUUUAAAAAGGGAACAAAACAGUUGAUCUAUUCAAAGCUAAAAAAUAGUAUAAUAGUCUCAUUUUGUUAUUGUAAACUCAUAAUUUAUAAAUUCCAGAUUAGAUUAUAGAAUUGAAUAGUUUAUUAAAUGUAGCCGAAAAGAUUUAAAAUAUUGCCAAUAAGAUCAAAAAUAAUCAAUCGUAUACUUUUGAGGAAUUAGAGUAAUCUAUUAAAGAUAUCGAUAAGAUACAAAAUAUCAAUAUAGAAAGAUCAUAAGAUGUUGAAAUAAGAUAUCAUGAAUGUCUUUAAAUUUAAAAUGAAAUUCAAGAGAUUAGCCAAUCUCAAAUUAAAACAAAGGAAGUUGUAGUUCAAAACAUACUAGAAAAGUUGUAGAACUUACCUUUGCCAGAAGAGAAGUAAUUAGUCUAAUCUUGGUUGAAUUCAUUUGAACAGCUAAAGCAAAGUUAUUCAACAUUAAGAUAAACAAUUUCAAAGUAAAAGGCAUCUCCUAAUGGAAAAGAAUUGACAGAUUUGAUGAACAAUUUCUAGAAGAAGUAUAAGGAUAUCAUAAUUAUAUAUCCUGACGCUGAUCACUUUAUAAGAGAAUACUAGGAAUUUAAUAAGAAAUUAGAAUUUAUUGAAAAUAAUUUAUAAACAGAACAGGCUUUUAAUGAUUUCCAUGAUUUGCUUAGCAUAUUUAGAUGGGGAGAUCAAUAUGAAAGAGUCAAGAUUGCUAUUUGGAUUAAAUAAGUCAAUCAAUUUAAGGAAAAUCCAUAAUAAAAAUGGGGAUUUGCUUCAUUUAGAAAUAUGUUGAAUUAAGGUUAUGAUAUAAUUGAUUAGGCUUUAAUGAAUAAUUAAAAAUUAUCAAUUGAAAAAAUGAAAGUGCCAUUAAUAUAUUUAGAAUAAAUAAUGGCUAAAUUGAUAGAUUCUGUGGCAAGUGGUUCCUGCUUGGAUUCAUGUGUUGAUGGAAAAGUUGAUGCUUCUUAAUUAUAAAUUGAACUUCAACAUAUUACUUAACAUGAUAAAUUAGAAAGGUUAAGAGAAUUACAACCAAAGAAACCCUUUGAUGAUAUAAAUUCAUAUUUUGAUAGGAAAUAAAAAUAAUAAUCGAUCAGAAAGAAGAACCAAUAAAGAUAAGAAGCAGAAGAAUAAAAUAUUGAAUUUAUUAGUAUAAAGAAAGUCAAGAAGACUUAAGAAGCAGUUACUUAAUAAUUAAGAGAUGCAAAGAAAAAAGAAUUAUUAUAAGCUAUUUUACGCAAUCCUACUUUAUAGAAUUUAAGGAAUUAAAUUUUUUAUGAAGCCAGAGUUAAGAUUUUUGAAAAUUAGGAGUUUGGCACUUUCAACACAAAUAAAUUAAUGUACACGGAAAGAAUGACAACACUUAUCUAAACUUUUAAAGAAUUGCAAUAAUUGCCUAAUUUCUCAAAAAGGAUUGUUGAGAAAGGGUUCAAUAUUGAAUAAGUGAAUUAUGCAAUUAAAAAAUAUGAAGGCAAAGCACUUCUAUAGAUAGAAGAAAAGUUAAUGCAAAGACCUAAUGCUCCAUCUUCACAAUAACAAUAGGAUUAUAAUCCUCUAGCUCCAAAUAAAAAUAAAGUUGUUGCAAUAUAACCAGUUAAUUAGAAAAAUGCCUAACCUGUUGCUAAACAGGUUUAAUCAAAUUCAACAAACACUAAAUUAUCGAAAGAAGAUGUUCUCAACUAAAUUUUAAAUGAUUCCUAUCCAAACGUAAAGUUGUAACAACAAUAAACAUAAUAAUAAUAAUAAAUGUAAUCUCAAUUAAAAUAGCUUUAAUUGUAAUAACAGACACAAUAAUUAUUAAAAUAACAAUAAUAAUAGUAAUAAUAGUAAUAAUAGUAAUAGUAAUAAUAAUAAUAAUAAUAAUAAUAAUAAUAAAAAUAAUAGUAAUAAUCUAUUUAUGAUAACUUUUAGUCGGAUUAGAAUAAAUAAACUUCCUAAUUUUAAUCACAAUAGUCCAUUUAGUCAUAAUAAUCAUUAUAAUCCUAACAUUAGUAACAAUUUUAAAAGUCUAUACGUUCUCCAAGUAGAUCUGUUAGCAAAGGAAUUAAUGAAUCAAUGUCUUCAGACUUACCAGAAUUAGAAAUCUAGAAAAUUGAAAAUCCAAAUAAACCAAUUUUAUAUAAUCCUGAUGAUGAUGAACCAGAAUAAAAAAUUGUGGUUUAAAAAAUUGAAGUUACUCCUCUUGGCUUUGGGGAUAAGAUCUUAAAGAUAGGAAAAAGAUAUAAAUUUCAUAUAAAGGAAUAAUAGAUAACCUGUGAAUUUUACACCAAUGCUUUGGAUAAUAAAUUGAAAGAAUUUCCAAAGAUUUCUAGCGAAUUUAAGCAUCAAAAAUAUUUUUCAUAAGAUGCUACAUUAUAGUAGAUGGAAAAAUCAGCUAAUAAAAACAUGUAAAUAAUUUUAGCGGGAUGGGUGGUUCCAGAAAAAUAUCAUGAAUUUGGAGAAAUACAUAAAUUUAGUGAUAUGCUGAAGAAAGAAUAAUAAUUUAUGUCCAUUUCUCACAAGUGA